Pseudocercospora fijiensis CIRAD86 is the source of this 1278-nucleotide messenger RNA. RefSeq lists its product as uncharacterized. Lineage: Eukaryota; Fungi; Ascomycota; Dothideomycetes; Mycosphaerellales; Mycosphaerellaceae. The record is from RefSeq and is a predicted model, not a curated record. The transcript is spliced from 13 exons. The coding region runs from base 1 to 1278 and encodes 425 amino acids.
AUGCGAGAUGUCCUGAAGCAAGGACGCAAGCGUCGCCAGAACACAGAAGCGCCCGUUCACAAUAAUGCUGACGUAUCGUGUACAGACUGUACAGAGACGCGCAGUAACCAGGGGCCAAGCAGAGUUUCUCAGCCUCGCGACUCGCUGAGCUACUGUAGUAGCCGAACAACACCAAGCGUGUGGGAGCAUGCCGUGAACCUGUGCGCACCAGGCACCUAUCACGGGAGCGGAGCAUUCCUGGUCUCCGUAACUUGUUGCUACAGUGCUCCGCAUAACUCGGUGAUACCGACUUCCGCUGCUGCCAAGACAAUUAAUUUGUCUUGCCUGUUCCCUGCCGCUCCACUUUCGCAGCCUUGGACACCGAACGGUCCGCGUGAAUGGAGUACAGAGCGUAGCGCGAAGGCUUCCGGGAGCAGCCUAGCAAUUCCAAUUUGCUACUGUACUGCCCCAGCCCAGGAGCAUUGGCAAAUCCUUGAAAUCCGAUGUAAGACUUCUCCUUGGUCGCUCGUGGGACUGCUCAAGUCUCAAAGGCCGGAGGGUGUGCUGUUCUCCACCCCUUCCACUGUGACCCUACUUCCUACCGUCUCCGACGAGUGCGCACCAUGGACCCUUGUGGUUGCAACGCCUAUGCCCCUUCUCGAGCUUCCCAACGCGCUUCGAGCUGGAAUUCGUCGUUUCACGGCCCGACCGCGGCCAGCAGCGCCUCGUAAUGUUGCUAAGAUUUGUCGUGAAAACUGUCUUGCGCGCACUGGCCACCGCGUCCAUUCCUUGGCGCGACCUACUUACUCCCCUUCUCUUGCCUUUCUCUCUAACUCAACGAGGGUUACAUCUUUUGAUCCUCCAAGUUGGAGACAACCAGGCAUACCAGCAAAGUGCAAUAAUCGACGUGCCCUGGAAAUUUUGAUAGUGAACCCCUCCUGUACAGAUCCCAGCUGGCACGAAGUCUUGCUAUCGUUUACCUUUCGACCACACAACUCAUUCUUGGGCAAUGCGAGCACCGACGCUGCUCCUGACAUCUUCCGCUUUGACUUGCCAUUGGUACUCCGAGACUCUAGAUCGCAUGUUGCCAUCAUCGGUAUAGCUAAUCUAUGGUGGGAUGGGAAAUUCUUUGGCUCACAGCCCAUCAAGUCUGGGUUCUGUCAGCAGCUCAACAGACUCCAAGGCCAACGGCACACAUUCUGGACGGGAGCGACAUGGUGUUUUGGUGCAUCAAGUUCGAUCUGGAACUUUACAGAGCACGAAAUACUUCCAAUUUUGCUCACCGCUCUACCCGAGUGA